AUGCGGUUUAAAUCUGUCUGUCAUGGUCAUGCUAAUCUGGAGAGCCCUCAAGAUAUUGAGGUCUACAUUGUGAAUACAAACUUCACUCUAAGGUGGAACUACUCGGAGGAUGGCACCCCCGUGGUGUUUUCAGCUCAGUACUGCUGCUCUGAAGACUGUCAGUCAAGUGAAAUGGAAUGGAAAAAGUUGGCUGGGUGUCAAAAUGUCACUGGUACCAGAUGUGACUUUUCCUCGGCAAUAACCGAAUAUGACAUCGAAUAUUACGUGCGUUUAAGGGCUGAAACGAGGGAAGACAAAUCUCCAUGGUCCAGUUAUUUUGAAAUGAUUCCAUCUGAAAUGGCUGAGAUUGGUCCCCCAGAAAUAGAGUUGCAGUCUACAAACGGAGUAAUAAAAAUCAAGCUUUCUCCUCCAGAAGCAAAUCAAGCCCAAAAAAUGUGGAUAGAUGAUCUGAGUUUUAAAUAUAAUGUAGUUAUCUGGGAAAACUCAUCAAAUGCAGAGCUCCGAAAGCAAAGUAUUUUUCCUACUGACACAAUCCGUGAUCUGGCUCCAGAGACUACCUACUGCUUGAAAGUACAAGCGUACCGGCCACUGGAAAAGGAAGGCUUAUUCAGCCCCGUCCACUGCAUAAAAACCACUCGUAAAGUAAAAGAUCUACUUUGUCCAACCAAUGUGAGAGUUUCUGCCUUGAACAUGAAGUUUCACCUUCACUGGAAGAGUCAGUACAAGGGAAGUGUGAGAUACACCGUGCAGUAUCUCCUGGCGUUUAUAAAGAAUAUUCCUGGUGAUCAGUCAAAAAAAUGGCUCUCUGUACCUGGAUGUGAAAACAUCACUAAUACAAAAUGCAACUUCACAUCUAUCAUCCCGCCUUCUCCUGGAUUGUAUUACCUCCGUGUACAGGCAAUGAGUGAAUAUAAUAGAUCGUGCUUGUCCUAUGAAGUAAAAGUAGAUCCYCUGAUAACAAAUGAAAUUGGCCCUCCCGAUGUAAAAGUGGACGUCAGUGAUGUUUUGCUCCACAUCCAGAUUUCUCCUCCAGGAGGGUCUGAGAACGAGGCCUUGCGAAAUUAUGGCUUGUCUUACCGCGUUCUCUACUGGAAGAAUUCAUCAAAUAACGAGGAGGAAGCAAAAAUGAAAGUGGUAAAACAGAGAAUUGCGACGGUUUCUGAUCUAACGCCCGCCACAUUUUACUGUGUGAAAGCACAAGCGUUCUCCGAGACUUACAACAAAAGCAGCCCCUUCAGCAAGGAAGAAUGCAUUCUAACACCCCGAGAUAAAAUGUUGCCUCUGAUCAUCCUAGCAACAUUCCUAGGUGCCCUGAUUGCUAUCUUGGUUGUUGCAGUGCUUAUCAUUUUUGUCCUGUAUCAAGCAUAUAAUAAGAUCAAGUAUGUGUUCUUUCCAUCAUGCCACCCUCCUUCAAACAUAGAGGAUGUCGGAGGACAACCUUUCAGCAGUCCCUAUCUGCUAACUGAGGAGCCAACAGAAAACUUCUGUAUAAUUGAGAGUAUCAUCACGGAAGAAACAAAGCAAACUGAUUUUGGAGAGGGCCAACAUCCUAAACCGUGCAGUCGAGAUUCAGGCAAUUACUCUUAUGAUGAUGAUGAUAAUUCAGGGAGCAAAGCGUCAGAAGGAAAGGAAAUAGUGUAGCAUAAGAAAAUAAAACUCAUUUAUAGGACUAGCCAUAUAACAGGCACUUAAACUUCCUUAUUAUGAAGGUCUCGGUGAAGAAAGAAGGACUUUGGGUUCUGGGUGCUGAAGCUGCCAAACCCGCAGUUUGCUAGUGGCAAGUUACAGUCCUCUCUGCCGCCAGUGGACUCGAGGCAAGGCACAGCUGAGUUCUACUAACGUGGGCCGUUUUGACUGAAUUCUUGCUUUAUGAUAAGAAGACUGCCAUCUGACCAGAGAGGAGUAGAUCUGUGCACUUCGUGUACUUGAACCUGAGAACAUCAGUGGCAGUCUGCUGAUGUUCGUUCUGCAAAACUGUUCUUGCUGUGUAGGAGCUGUGGUUUGACUGCCAGCAUGUACCGUGACAGAAACCUUGUUGAUCCAACGCGUUGGGUCAGCGUGCGUUUACACAGGCA
Molecule: messenger RNA, 2075 nt
Organism: Nothoprocta perdicaria
Lineage: Eukaryota; Metazoa; Chordata; Aves; Tinamiformes; Tinamidae
Gene: IFNAR1
Product: interferon alpha and beta receptor subunit 1
Exons: 11
Coding region: 1-1641 (546 amino acids)
Molecular function (GO): protein binding
Source: RefSeq, a predicted model, not a curated record